GCCGGGGUCCUCUCAGUCUCGGGCACAGAGAGCAGGUGGUGGGACACGAUCCUGUCUGCGGUGUGACUGACGGUAUUAUCAACAAAAAUGUACUAUAAGGUCAGCGGAGUAACCGGAAAAUUAACGGGAGCCACAGCAGCGUCCGCUUACAGCCCGCAGGGGCUGAGGCCCACGGUUCCCUCUCAAGCUCCUCCUAUGGUCUUUGCUUUACCGACCAAGCUCGUAUCUGAGACCGAGUCAGUGGUUCACUACAUGGGAAUCAACAAAAUCCCUGAUCUGCAGAAGCUUUUCCAGAAAGGUGAUGGAGCCCCGGUUCACCUGAAGCGUGGAGUCAUGGACAAAAUGUUGUAUAGGACCACGAUGGGCUUGACGAUUGGCGGCACCCUCUACUGUUUAAUGGCGCUCUAUAUCGCUGCCCAGCCCCGAAAACCACAGUGACCUGCCCUUCACCUUCCCUUUGUAAUUAUCAAAUAUAUUGUAAUUAUUUUGGUUGGACUUUUGUCAUUUUGCUCUAAAAAGAAUGUGACCGAAUUAUUUGAUUUACCCCAGUAUUUAGAUCUCACUCACUGGUUACACAAAUACAUCUCCAUCAAUCUGAUUUCAUUGCAUAUGUCCGUUUAUUACAGCGUGGUCAAUCAUCAUCUCCUCACAUGCUCAUUCUUUCCAGGCAGUUGUUUCUCUUAACGGUCUGGUUUUAACAAUCAGAGAUAUCAGUGAUGCACACGUUGAUGAACAGAUUGUAUCUUUUGAGUGAAUGACAGAGAGCCUGUAAAUGAUGUCCUUGCGAUGUGUACCUGGCAGAAUAAAUCUAUUUUGUUUGUAAAA
Messenger RNA from Puntigrus tetrazona (Sumatra barb), 825 nucleotides. RefSeq names its product cytochrome c oxidase subunit 7A-related protein, mitochondrial-like. The transcript is spliced from 3 exons. NCBI's taxonomy places the organism in Eukaryota, Metazoa, Chordata, Actinopteri, Cypriniformes, Cyprinidae. The record is from RefSeq and is a predicted model, not a curated record. Gene Ontology annotation, biological process: regulation of oxidative phosphorylation; mitochondrial respirasome assembly; mitochondrial electron transport, cytochrome c to oxygen. Bases 88 to 438 code for a protein of 116 amino acids.